This is a messenger RNA of Diachasmimorpha longicaudata, 1570 nucleotides long. Its product is annotated as protein FAM151B-like. The record is from RefSeq and is a predicted model, not a curated record. Bases 183 to 1322 code for a protein of 379 amino acids. Lineage: Eukaryota; Metazoa; Arthropoda; Insecta; Hymenoptera; Braconidae. The transcript is spliced from 5 exons.
UUCAAGACGCGAAACUUUCGUGUGCGUUCGCUGUCGAGGGGGAAAAAAAAUCUUCUGCUGAGUCAGCGAAGUAUUUUUAUUCAGCAAAAAAAAAUGUUUUCCCCAUUUAUUUUUGCUUAAUUAUUCCAAAGGAUUUAUCGGAAAAUUAUAUUGCGAGUGGGAAUGUCUACGAUGUGGACAACAUGUGUCGAUUCAUCGAUGAUUUUACUGAGGUGUCCCUCGGCCCCUCAUCGUGUUAUAAACAGCCAACAUGGUUUUUUUUCCCUAGUGGGUGUCUAUAUGUCCAGACGGAAAGGCAGUCGCUUCGUGACGGUCGUGUUAAACGGUUCAACGACGUGAAAUAUCAAAAGUCCUGUGAUUUUACGGCCAUGGCAUUGGAAUCGAUCUUACCAUUUCUCCUCUUCGCCGGCGUCUGCUGUGUGAGUAUGGCUGCCUUAUCACCAGAUCCGCGAGACUUUUUUGCUGACAAAAUCAAGGGAAAUCUGACACAAAUCACGUGGGCUCAUGCAGUUAACAGUAAACAGGAGCUUUCUGCAGCACUUGCUGAUGAGAAAAUAAUGAUGAUAGAGGCUGACAUUUCAAUGGGUACCGUGCGUGGAAAUCCUAAUGAAACAGUUCCAAUUAUGGCACAUCCGCCAGCCAACGAAAGUGAUUUAUCACUGGCUGAUUUUCUGAACACAACUUUGAAAAAUCCCACUCGUGGCAUCAAACUGGACUUCAAAACGAUCGAGGCAUUCAAAGCGAGUCUUCCAAUUCUCAAAAACAUUCGUGAAAAAUUGACGGUGCCGGUGAUGCUGAAUGCUGAUAUCCUAGCGGGACCAUUUUCUGGGGAAGAUCGACCGGUAAAUCCGGAUGAAUUUCUGCAGGGGGCGAAGGAUAACUUCCCCGAGAGCAUUCUCUCAGUUGGAUGGAAGACACAAUCUGGAGCUCUGCCAGCCAACUUUAAAGGCAGCUACACCAAGGAACACAUUCAGGCCAUGAUAGACACCUUAUCAAAAAAUAAAAUCACACAGACCGUCACCUUCCCCGUGAGAGCAACUCUUGGAGCGAAUGAUGUUGCUGUCAUGCAGGAGCUCAUCAAGAAAACUGAGAAUUAUAAAUCGACUUUGACAGUUUGGUCUGCCACCGACGAUUUUGUGGAUCGUCAGAACGUGUCGACCUUAAUUAAAACAAUGCAAGUUGGCAAGACUUACGUAGAUGUACCAGAAAAUGUCUGGAAGGAGCUGUCACUCGGUUCUUCAGCAACAUCUUUACUGGUGUCUGCAACUCUCUUGAUAGUUGGCGUCGUUAUUUCGACCUUUGGAUUUUCAACUGUCAUGUAAAAUUUAAUCGAGGAAAUUUGCGUCAUUAUUUCUGUCCGAAUCUCUCGCGCAAAUAUUUUCCCGAUUUUUUUGAUGCAGAAAUUAUUUUUUCAGAUCUUUUGAAGUUUUUCUUUCUAUGAAAAUUACCAGAAGAUGAGAGGUGUUAAUUAAUCAUGCAUUUAUCGUCUUAAAACAUAAAUAAUGUCAAUUAUCCUAUUCCAAUGUAAUUAAUGUUAAGAUUUUUUUUGUAAUAAAAAAUUCGUCUCGAA